AUCCAAAUGGAUUACAGCAGUGUCCGCGGAUUUGGUUCUAUGUUGUUAGCGCUGAAAUAAAGUGAACCGUUCCGUUCCGUGAAUGGAGUUAUCCGAUUCUUUCUUUGUUUUUACAAUGCAAAAGUAAAGGCGACAGUCAAACACUUGGUUACACAAUCAAGAGUCAGAUCAAGCCAAAAUUGUACUUUGAUUAACACAAUUUAACAAGCGCUUGGCACUGACUGCACUACAGAAAUCAAAGAAUCUUGGCUACGCGAUCGUGAUGUUUAGAUGGUGUUUAAACAUCCGCUGUAUACGAUCUUCACAGCUAGACACUGUAUGCCGUUUAUUUGUGAUACCAUCGACGUGUGAAAUAAAGUCGAAAAUAAACUAUCGAAUUAAAAUCACCGGGGUUAAAAACAUUUACGGAUUACAUUUUCACUCUGCAUGGUUGCUGACUGAAAAAAAACAUUGACUUCGUAUGCACAUGUUUAAGUAGUGUUAGUGAAAGGACCUGGAUGGACAGCCUGGACCAUGAAACCUUGUACCUGUCUCCGGAGCAGCCUGGGCAAGCACAGGCUGAGCUCUCCAUUCUUGCCCCAGAGGCUGCAAACAUGGGGGGUGGAAAAAAGAUGAAUGGGUCCUUGGACAAUCCGGACCAGCCAGACAUGGACGCCAUCAAGAUGUUUGUGGGCCAAAUUCCACGUUCCUGGUCCGAGGACCAGCUCCGGGAGCUGUUUGAGUCCUACGGAGCUGUGUACGAGAUCAAUGUUCUCCGAGACCGCAGCCAGAACCCCCCACAGAGCAAAGGGUGCUGUUUCAUAACAUAUUACACACGCAAAUCUGCCUUGGAAGCACAAAAUGCACUACACAACAUGAAGAUCCUGCCAGGGAUGCACCACCCAAUCCAAAUGAAGCCCGCCGACAGUGAGAAAAACAAUGCCGUGGAAGACCGAAAGCUGUUCAUAGGAAUGAUCUCCAAGAAGUGUAACGAGAACGACAUCAGGCUGAUGUUCUCUCCCUACGGCCAGAUCGAGGAGUGCAGAAUACUGCGCGGCCCAGAUGGACUCAGUCGUGGUUGUGCAUUUGUGACAUUCACUGCUAGACAAAUGGCCCUGUCAGCCAUCAAGACAAUGCACCAGUCACAGACAAUGGAGGGCUGUUCUUCGCCCAUUGUGGUGAAGUUUGCAGACACACAGAAGGACAAGGAGCAGAAGCGAAUGGCCCAGCAGCUCCAGCAACAGAUGCAGCAGCUCAACGCUGCCUCCAUGUGGGGCAACCUCACUGGACUCAACAGCCUGGGGCCACAGUACCUGGCACUUUAUUUACAGCUGCUGCAGCAGUCAGCCUCUGCAGGGAACGCACUCAACAAUCUGCACCCUAUGUCAGGUCUGAACGCCAUGCAGAACUUGGCAGCACUAGCAGCAGCAGCAGCGGCAAGUGCCACACAGGCCACAUCCUCAGGUUCGAGCGCCAUGACAACAUCCAGCAGCCCACUCAGUAUGCUCACCAGUUCAGCAGGCUCCUCUCCCACCUCAAGCAACAACUCAUCAGUAAACCCCAUGGCUUCUCUAGGAGCCCUCCAGUCAUUGGCUGCAGGCGCCGGAGCUGGCCUCAACAUGAGCUCACUUGCAGGCAUGGCUGCCCUCAAUGGUAGCCUGGGCAGUGGGAAUCUGUCCAAUGGCUCGGGGAACACCAUGGAGGCUCUGAGCCAGGCCUACUCUGGCAUCCAGCAGUACGCCGCCGCCGCACUGCCCAGCCUCUACAACCAGAGCCUGUUGUCCCAGCAGAGUGUGUCAGCGGCAGGGAGCCAGAAAGAAGCCAGUGACGGUCGCAGUACGGGUCCUGAAGGAGCAAACCUGUUCAUCUACCACCUUCCCCAGGAGUUUGGAGACCAAGACCUUCUUCAGAUGUUCAUGCCGUUUGGGAACGUAAUCUCCGCUAAGGUCUUCAUUGACAAGCAGACCAACCUCAGCAAGUGUUUUGGCUUCGUCAGCUAUGACAACCCGGUGUCAUCACAGGCGGCCAUCCAAUCAAUGAACGGUUUCCAGAUUGGCAUGAAGAGGCUCAAGGUGCAGCUGAAGCGCUCUAAGAACGACAGCAAGCCCUACUGAGACCGCUGAGGCGCUUUGGACUUGGUUGAGAAGGGUGCUGUUCCCUGGUAAGUGGAGUGUGAAUAAGGCCUUUUGCUUCCUGCACACCCACCCUGCCGCCCCCACUCUGCUCUCCUGUAACUCCUCCUCACCUCUUCCCUUUGUAUAUUCCAGGGUGAGUCUCUCUCUCUAUCUCGCUGUCUCUCCGUUAGGCUACGCAGGCACUGAGACCAUAGAUACACACCGCUUUCGUUUUCUUUGUUUUCUUACGUUGGUUGUUCUUUGUGGAACAAAAAAAUAACUGGAUUCUUGUGAUCUGUUGGGAGUUUUGAGGGUUUAUUUAUCCUUUUUCUUUUUCAAGAUGAGAAGGAAAGGCAAGUGUUUUUUGUAAGAUGUUCUAGCAGCUUGCUGUGAUAAAUUAUACAUACAUAUAGGAAUUUAUAUAUAUUUAUACACGUUGUUCAUUAAUAUUGAUGUGUUGCGCAUUGAAUUUGUUGCCAAGAUAUGCCUGUUUUUUUUUCUGCUUUCUGCUCCGUGCUUCUACCUACUAAGCGUAACCUCUCCUAAGCACACCUUACCCCAUCCCACAUCAAGAAGGAAGCUUCUCUUUACCUUUCCUAAAGAUGCUCUCUCUUCACAGUUGUGAAGAGAGAGAGCAGAAGAUAGCUGGAUUUGAUACCGCAAACAACCCCCAAAACGUCCCCUUCGUCUCUGGUCCUUCCCUCUCUAUGUUGCUCCUCCAUUGAGAAGUUUUGCACUUCAUACACCUGUGAUGGACAGGCAUAAUAGAUGAAUAUAACCAAUCGGGGAAGAGAGGAGCUGAAUGGUCAAAAAUGUGCAUUUUCUUUAGAUCUAAAUUGACUCAUCGACGCGUCUUAUUUUAUAGUUUCACAGUCUAAUAAAUUAUUUAAUAUUUGGAAGAUACAGGAUAUAUUUGCUAAAUCUAUUGUGUUUUUUCUGUUAGUCCUUGUUUGCCUUCAUCUCGGUCUGCAAUGUGUGCAGUAUGAGAAUAAUCCAUAGAUUAAUCCUAGAUUGAUGCCGCACUUGCCUUUGGCUGGUCAUUCUAUGAAGUGAACGUUGUUGGUCUGGUCCUGACUGAAAUAAACCGCUAUUUUGAAUUUGCACUUCACGAGGCGGUCAGUGGUGUUUGGUCACCAUAUAUGGGCUGUCAUUCAAUUCAAUUUUCAAUUCAGAUCACCAAAGCAGCUACAUCCUUGGCCCUAUGUCAAAUGCUGCAGUGCAAAGAGAGCAAGCAUAAACAAGUCAAUUCAUCCAAAUGUCAAAACAUGAUGUUAUGGGUUAAUUUCUCUGAGUCUAUGAUAUCUGUAAUAUAGUUUAUUCUGUAUACAUUGCCAAGUGUACAUUAAUCCUCAAUGUAGUUAUGAUAUCGUACUUCUUCAGUAUAUUUGUGCUUGUCAUCAUUUGUGUUGUGAAACAAACUGGUUUGUAAGAAAUGUCCUGCUAGUUAGUAACAAAAAUUAUUGAGCAGGUUAACUGGUAACAAAUUGUUUGUUUCAAACUAUUUGUAAACGAUUUUGAUGAUCGCAUACUUAUCUACUGAAGCCUACAGUACAUUGUUUGUUUUAAACUAUUUGUUCACGCAUUUUGAUGAUCGCAUAGUUAUCUAAAUAAAUUUUGAAGAGACACGUUGUCAGUUUGUUAGACGUUCAAGAACUCUUCACAUAUUUCUAUUUUUAUUUAUUUUUUAACCAAGGGAGAGCAAAGUAAAUGUCCAUACGAUGUAUAUUACCAACAAAAACUAUAAUGCCUUUUCUAUUUUUAUAAAGGUUUUAUACUUCGUGUGUUUGGGACCUAUAGGACGUUUCAAGUCCAGCUUCCUUAAUUAAACUCAUGGUCGUUAUCUAACCAUUUCAGUGUUCUCUUAUGGUGCUGUGUGAUGCCCUAAGGAGUAUGGAACUACGUGUGUGUAGGAUCCGCGCCAAGUGUUGCUAAUGACAACAUCAAGCCCCCUUACCAUGCGCUGUUGUCAGUUUCCUCUUUUAUAAAACGAAAAUAGCAAAAAUUAUAUCUUUCCUUCAAUUAUUAUUUAAAGGAGUACGCCGAGCUAUCUGUAAAUUGCUGUUUGUCUGUCUUGUUAAGAUUCAGAUCAGUCCUUUAAGGCCAAAUUCAUACUUGUGCUUCCAGAAGGGGAGUUCACUAGCCUGGGAACCAGACAAAUAUCUAGAGCUCAUGUUUGAUUUUUCCUGCUGUUAAGGUCUUGCUCCCAUACAAAUAGAUUUCUGCCUGUUACGGGAUAGACCUACCAUUCACAACCGUUUAUCUAAGAUGAGGCAGGAUAAAUACGGGGAUAGUGCAGAGAAGCGCUGUAGAGUAAUUGUCUACAACAAAGAUGGCUGUUGCUGAUGUAUAACAGUUUGUUGAUUACGCCAGCGAUUCUCAACCACCGGGCCGCCGACCGGUACCGUGCUGCGGAGCAUUGGCCACCGGGCCACAGAGAUUUAGAAAAAAAUAUAAAGGAAACGCUUUUAUAUGCUUAUUGCAUACUGUUAACAGACGAUGAACAAGCUCAUCUUUGUUUUUAUUGGCUCGAUGUUAGCACAGUAUAUCAGAAUCAGAAUCAGUUUAUUUUCGCCGAGUUCUCCCAUAAUAAAAACAAGGAAUUUGACUUGGUAAAACUAGAUGGCUAGUCUUGCCAGGGACCUAGUAAAUAAGUCAUAAGUUCAUUAAAGGAUAGGGCAUUCAUGAUAUCUAUGACAAUAAGAGACGUUCUCCAGUAAAAAGUGCAAGUGCUCACAUGGUGGAGAGGGGGGCGGGAUGGUGGUGUGUGUCUGUGUGUGGUGGCUGUGCAGGGGUGGGGGGAAGUCCUGGUCUCCUGCCGGAGGGGAGUGUCUGAAAAAGACACUGGCCGGGAUGGGAGGGGUCGGACGCCUUCUUCUUUUACCCUCCCUAGGGUCCUGGAGGAGUGCAGGCUAAGCAGAGAGGGCAGGCUGCAGCCACUCGCCCUCUCAGCAGUGUGGAAGAUGCGCUGCAGUCAGUGUGCAGUCUUCCCUCGUCCCUCGCUGUGACAGCUGGGCACCAGACUCGGAGGGAGGAUGUGAGGAUGGACUCUAGGGUGGCUGAUUAGAAGUGAACCAGCAUUGAAAAGGCCAGGUUGCAUUUCCUCAGCUGCCGAAGAAAGUAGAUCCUCAUGCCUACCCAGCUUCACAUGCUGCUUCCUGUCGGACAGGAGUCAGUGAUCCACCUGCAGGUUGAGUCAGGCACAUUUCACUUGGGGGAGUUUGUCCUGAAACCUAGCCGGGAUAAUGGUGUUAAAGGCAGAACCAAAGUCCACAAAGUGUAUCCUAGAAUAGGUGCCAGUAGCGUCCAGGGUGCCAUUUUGACUGUCAUCCACAGACCUGUUUGACCUAUAGGCAAAUUGCAGGGGAUCCAGAUGGGGGUUGGUGAUGGUUUCGAGGUGAGACAGCACAUGGCGUUCAAAGGUUUUCAUGGCUACAGUGGUCAGGGCUAUAGGUCUGUAUUCAUUAAGCUUAUUAUAAUGCUUUUUUAGGCACAGGGAUGAUGGUUGAGGCCUUGAAGCAGGCUGCCACCUGAUUUGUCUCUGAGGUGUUAAAGGUGUCAGUGCACACCUCAGACAGUUGGGCUGCACAGUGCCUCAGGGUGAAUCCCCUUGCGGGGAUAUGUUCACAUCUCUCAAGUAUGGAGAGAGAGGUGGAGGUGGUGGGGGGGGCACCUAGAGUCACAGGCAGAGGAGGUUCAGGGUUAGGGGACAGGGUGGUUGAGCAGGAAGGUGGGGUGGUAGGGUCAUUCCAUUUCCUGUCAAAGGCAGUCAAAGUCAUUUAGGCAGUUGGCAAGUUGGUGUGAGUCGUUGGUGAUGGUAUUGGUAGAUUUGGCUGAACCCCCCCCCCCCCAAACAGAGACAGAGUCACUGGCAGUGAAUUGCUGCUGUAACUUUACAGUGUUCUGCUGUUUGGCAUCCCUUACUGCCUUGUUGAAUGAAUACUUCAAUGCUUUGAACCUGUCUCUGUCUCCACUCCUAAACGCUACCUCUUUUUCCCUCCUCAGCCUUUUGAGCCUAGCUGUGUGAACCAGGGUUUGUCGUUGUUGAAACAUACCCUGCUGCAUGAUGAUAUGCAAGCAUCCACACAGAAACUGACAUAACGUCACAGCGUCUUUGUACUUGUCUAGGCUGUUGGCUGCAGUCUUAAAAACCUCAGUCAGUGCCCUCUAGACAUGCCUUCAGGUUCUCCACUGCCCCAUCAGUCCACUGUUUUGAUGUUCUGACAGCAGGUUUAGUGAGCUUCAGUCUUUGUCUGUAUGUGGGAAUCAGGUGGACUGUGACCUGGUCUGACAAGCCUAGUGUGGCAUGCGGAACCACACGGUACGCACUGCAUAUCGUACAACAGUGAUCUACAAUAUUAUCUCUCGUCAGACAUUAAAUAUGCUUUUUAUUUUGUGAGUAUUGGCAUGGGGCGGGAUGUAAAUGCCAACUAGAAUAAAAGAGGCAAACUCUCGUGGGUAGGAGAAGGGUUUUCAGGCAUCAGGGGUAGUUUCACCCAACCACGUCCCGGUGAAACUCAAGGCAGCAGAUGAUGAAAAGUCUCUGGAUUUCCCAACCAGUAGUUGUAGUUCAUCCAUCUUAUUUCCCAGCUAGCGAACAUUUGAGAGGAAAAUGCCCAACAUUGGAGUUGACUUACCGUUGACUUACUCUCAGAGUUCAGAGUAAGUCAACGGGAACCGUAGCCCUGAUGUCCAUGAGCUUGUCUCUAGUAUACGAGCAACAAUACCCUUAGUUUAUGAUAAAAUCAAGACAUAACAAAGCGCACCAAGUUACCGAGGCAGCCAUCAGCAACCCCAUGAAGAAUGUAUAACAGUUCUGUUGGUAGACUGUUACUAUCUAUUAAUAAAACUGUGUUUUUAUUCUUAAUAAUGGUCCUACAGUACCUAUGUUCACGGAUACUGCUUCUAUUACCAUGCAGUUACAAUAGUUUAGCUCCUGUUCAUGUGAGGGGAAUACACUUUAUUUGUUUAUAGGGCCUGUCUCAACACAACAAGAUUGUAGUAUCUGGAAACACAUAGAUAAUUCUGCGCUAUUUUUGGUGCUGUGAUUCUUUAGAAAAAGUAGAAAUAGUAAGAAAUUAAUAAAAGUGUAUUCCCCUCACAUGAACAUGAGCAAGGCUACUGUAUCUGCAAUCCAUGGAAGCGACUAACAGAACUCAAAUGCAAACGUAGUGAAUUCGCGUUCUGGACACAAAAUUAUGAAUUUGAAAUUACUAAUGAAUCUGGGUAAGACAGCCAAAUUAGCUUAGAAACAGGACUGUUUGAUCACUGCUUCAUUGUAAAGAUGUCCGAAGAGUUUCUGCUCAUAUAAUAGAUUAUGAUCUGAUGCGGCAGCAAUGUGUUUAUGGAAAUGUGUAAGUGGAAUAGUAACAGUGUCUUGUUGGAAAGGUAUUUGGGAACAGAAAAGUGUUCUCUCCCUCUCUCUCUCUCUCUCUAUAUACAGUAUAUAUAUAUAUAUAUAUAUAUAUAUAUAUAUAUAUAUAUAUAUAUAUAUAUAUAUUUAUAUUUAUUUAUUUAUUUCAAAAGGCUAGCAGCUACAAGGAAGCCGGUACAUGUCUGUACCCACACUUUCCUCGUCUCUCAAACUCCCUGUGCUCACAGUGUUGAAUGUUUAGGUUGUGUGUGUUUAUUAGUCUAAAACUCUGUGUGUUUGUAAGUGUCAUUUUUAUGUUCUUUCUCUCUCGCACUCUCCCUGUGUUCCAUUGUUGUCGUUGUUUAACCUCAGUUUGUCUCCCUUUUGUGUUUUCUUUUUGUGUUUUUUAUUCUAGAUCUCUUCCUGCCCGUUUGUUCAUCGUUUGCCCUAGCAUGUCGAUGUGAGGUCACAGUCCAAUCGUCCAGUCCUUGUCCUCUACGCUUCUCUGAUGCUUCUACUUUCACUUUUAAUCUUGUGUUCUUGAGUUUUUGUUGUUCAUUUGCAUUUUUGAGGUUCUUCAUUGGUCUGUGUGUGUCUCUGUGUGUGUGUUUGUUUUGAGGGGGGGGGGGGGGGGACUAUGUUUUGAAAGUUGGAUACAUAUUGUUGCUAGCAAAAAGAUUAUCUAUUUUUCUAGUUCCUGAUUAAAUAACCACUAGAUUUUGCUAAUUGUUAAUGACAAGAAAAUAACAGUGCGAUAUAUUUCUUUUUCUUUAAAUUGUAAUCUAUGUUCCCGAGCAGUCUCACACACAUCCUCCCAGAGUGAUGUGUUGUGAGUUUGUUUUGUGUGUGCAUAAGAGCAGCCAAUAAGUUUCUCUGUACUCACUCUUGUGAAUGAGUGACUGUGUGGGUCUUAUAGGUUAUGCAACUUUUUUUAUGUGUAUUUAUUUCCAUUUUGUUUGACCGAGGAAUGAAAUAGAUUUUUGUUUUUGCAACACUAUGCCUGCAUUAGUUGAUGCGGCAAUCCUCUAGUUUUUUAUUCAAGCAGCAUAACAACGAAGAAGGAAAUUGAUAACACUUGAAUCCACUCUUAUUUUCCUAUUUCAUCUGUCGGCUCACGAUUGGAAGCACGUGUUUAUGCACUUUCUUGGGUGUGGUGAAUUAACCUAAGUUUUACCAUCACGUACACAAAAAAAGCAGCGGGGGGUUGUCAUUUUUGGACACUGUUUCUGAUAUUUUAUGAAUGCAUUGUUCUUUGAACAGGCACUGAAAUUCAACUCAAGCAAAAUGUGAGGUAGUUUCUACUUCUAAAAUGGUGCCAAAUUUUUCAACACAGAUUUUAUUUUCUCCCUCAUGCUGUUUCCUCUAAAUCUUUAGCUCACUUCUUUGUUUCUUCAAGUAUGAGGUUGGUUUGUUUGUUUAUUUUUAUGGUUUAUCUAAUGCGUUUUCGUGUCCAAUUUAUAACUUGUUUGGAGUGCUUAAAACUUCUUGUGGGACAGCAAAGCUUUGGGUAUACGUGCACCCAAAAAUGUAUAGAUCUUUUCACUUGAGUGUGUGAGAGUUGUGUUCAGCAUGUCCCAAGAGUUUUGUUUUAGUGGAUGAAAACUUGUCUUGUGUGAAUCACAAUCAUUAUCGUGUGUGUGUGUGUGUGUGUGUGUGUGUGUGUGUGUGUGUGUGUGUGUGUGUGUGUGUGUGUGUGUGUGUGUGCGUGUGCGCACACACAGAUCUACACAAACGACAAUACAAUUUGGAGAACAUCGGUUGUUCUCCCCUUGAAGAACAAUGGAGAACUCGGCUGUGAGGCCCCCUUUCUCGAGAAUGCGAGAAUCAUCAAGAUACAAUUGAUUUAGGAGUUUUAUUUUGGAUCUAGGAUGGCUCCAAUACAUUUACUUGUGAACAUGUUGUUUUCUGAGUCUUUCUGCUGCUAGUAUUUAACAAAAUGAAUGGAUAUUUCCAAUUUUUAUUGGUACAGUUUGGGUGAUGUAUUCUACUUUUUUAAUUUUAAUUUUCCACAAUACCCAUUUCAAAGUCAUAAAGAUAACGUAGCAUAUCUGAAUGUCUACAACCUGACACAAUGACCAAAAUCCUUCUAUAUGUAGACAGAAUGUUACCAGAUUUUUCACCCAUUGUUGCAUUAAAUUAUAAACAUUUUUGUUGAUAUACUUUGUUUUGCAUUGUUGUGGUUUGAUGUGAGAUGUAGACUUUGCCGCAGUAUUAGACAGCCAGUAUUCUUUUUUGGGGGGUUGUUGGAUAUUUGUCAUGAAUGUUAAAUUUUUAUUAAGGCAUCCAUCUUUAUUUUCCGCAGGAUGUAAAGCUAAAUUGCACACUCAAGCAGUUGUUUUUGUGAGCUGAUGUGACAUUCAUAAUGGUUGGUUGGUUUGUUUUUGUUUUGGUUAUGUACAAAUAAAAUGUUUGAAAAGACUCACAA
Messenger RNA from Gadus morhua (Atlantic cod), 9868 nucleotides. RefSeq names its product cugbp, Elav-like family member 1 (gene celf1). Gene Ontology annotation, molecular function: RNA binding. The record is from RefSeq and is a predicted model, not a curated record. Bases 498 to 2093 code for a protein of 531 amino acids. NCBI's taxonomy places the organism in Eukaryota, Metazoa, Chordata, Actinopteri, Gadiformes, Gadidae. Gene Ontology annotation, cellular component: ribonucleoprotein complex. The transcript has 15 exons.